This is a messenger RNA of Saccharomycopsis crataegensis, 1158 nucleotides long. RefSeq lists its product as uncharacterized. Gene Ontology annotation, biological process: anaphase-promoting complex-dependent catabolic process. NCBI's taxonomy places the organism in Eukaryota, Fungi, Ascomycota, Saccharomycetes, Ascoideales, Saccharomycopsidaceae. Gene Ontology annotation, cellular component: anaphase-promoting complex. The coding region runs from base 1 to 1158 and encodes 385 amino acids. The transcript has a single exon. The record is from RefSeq and is a predicted model, not a curated record.
AUGUUUUUACCCAACUUGAUGCCCGCCAAUUCUCAUCAUCUCUGGCUCGAUGAUGAUGAUAAAGGAUCAAAAUAUCUUCGAAGAAGAAAAAUCCUUGGAAAUAAUGGGGCUUCCGGUACCAGAAAUCAGCGGCAAAGGCAGCAGCAACAGAGUGCGAUGAGGAGUGUUGGUGGGCCAUUUGAUACUGGCAGCGCCAGAGGUGCUGCUUUUGCUCCACCAUUAUCAUCAUACUCAUCGGCGUGCGUUGGUGCUACAAUUUCCAGUUUAUCGUCAUCAGAUAUCUUCCUUAAUGAACUUGAUUCAAGGUUGGUUCAGCUAGAUCGUAUCAAGACCUACGGCUUCACCUACUUGAAACCAUUGGGGAUUGGGAAAACAAUGCAAACGUUAAUUGAUGAGAAGAAUAUGGAAUUGCAAGAAAAUGGUAACCAUGAAUUCACUGAGUCGAUGGCAGGAACUGCUGAGAAUCUUGUUGGAAACACUGAUAACUCGAACGCGGCAAAUGCGAGAGUGAUUUUCCAAGAUCCUAGUGCCAUGGAUGAUGAUGAAAUGCGAUCAAGAAACUAUUCCACUACACAACCACAAGAUGAAGGAACUGGUUUCACUACAAAUAAUACUACAAAUGGUGAUCAUCAACCUCAUUCGCCCUAUCAACAGCAGCAGCUUCCUCAUUUGGAAGUUGACUUGGAUGCUAAUAUUUCCAAUCACGAUGAAGAAAGCGAGGAAGGCGAUCCAAAUUACUUGAGUGGGGUUUACAGCGUUGAGGAUGAAGAUAUUGGAAGUAAUGAAGAUUUUGCAGGGGAUGAAGGUUUUAUGGCAGAUGAAGAAUAUUACGAAGACCAAGAUGAAGAAGAGGGCCAAGCUAAUCAAGUGAAUAGUUACUAUGAUUUAGAUAUUAAUAGCGAUUUGCUCCAAAUCCGUAACACUGGAACAAGAAACGUCAGCACCAGUACAAGAAUCUCAUCAUUGAAUCCUGAAUUGCGUGGUAUUCCUGGAAUUGACACCUCAGUUGGGAAUUCAAGUAAUAAUCAUGUUAUGGCUGACCAUUCCAUUUACAGAUCCACUAGUGAACUUGCUAGGCCAUAUAAUCUGAUGUCGCAUAAUACUACACAAUACGAAAAUAGUACACGGAUUGAAGACUCUGACAUGGAAAUGGAGUAG